AGAAGAAAAUGGUUUGAUAAAUGAGUAUACGGUGUUCCGCCAUGGCCGAUGCAGUAAUAGACGAUUAAGAAAGGGAAUGGGAGAGGUAGAUGAAGCAAAUCGAAUGAACGGGUUGAUUAUAGAUGAAGGAUCCUCCGCAAUAAAAUACAUGGGCCCCGCUUUGUCUUUAUAGUCAGAACAAUAAUAGUAAAUUAGUAUCGUGUUAUGGAACGAACCGUUCCAUAUAUGUUUUCCGAUUUUAUUAAGAGGAGAGGAUAACAAACAGUCCAGUCUUAUCUUUGUGUCGUUGUCAGGCAAACUUUAUCUUCUACCUCCAACGAACUGCGAACUUUCUUUCUGUAGAGAGUGGAGAGUAGUAUUCAAGACCCUGAAAAUUCACUCAGUUUAUGACUGAAGGAGCUCAAAAGAAAAGAUGCCUUUCCAAACAGCAACCAUAUCAUCUCCACCUCUGCAAAACCAUCAUCUCUUUUCUCUUUCUCAUUCUCCUUCUCUCCUCUCACUUGGGUCUUUUAAGUGUAGUCCCUACAAGCAUUCUUCUCAGGCCCUUUUUCAGCACUGUAGUUCACCAGACUUGACAACCCUCGGAACAGGCCAUGCCCUGAAUAAUACAAGAUUUCUCAAUUUGCAGAUACAUCAAAGGGAAUUGGCAAUAGAAUCGUAUGACUCAACAACAUCUAAGAGAAACUUGAGCAACAUGUUGAAUAUUAAGGAUAAUAUGCACAUGAAGAGGCUUUUAAUUUGGUUAUCAACAUUCUCAUGUGGACAAAUCUCGUUAUUGAUUUCUGCACAAGUGGCACAUGCACAUGAAAAUAUCAAAACAGAUGCACUUUAUGAUGUUGGGGAGUUAUUUGAAUUGGGAAUCCAACUGUCUUAUCUACUCUUACUAUUAGCUUUACUGGGGGUUGGAACUUUCUUUGUGAUCCGUCAAGUCCUUGUGCGUAGAGAGCUUGACCUUUCCGCAAAAGAAUUGCAGGAACAAGUAAGAAGCGGUGAUGCCAGUGCAACUGAGCUUUUUGAACUUGGUGCAGUUAUGCUAAGGAGGAAAUUUUAUCCUGCUGCUACUAAAUAUUUGCUUCAAGCAAUUGAUAAAUGGGAUGGUGAUGAUCAGGAUCUUGCCCAGGUUUACAAUGCCCUCGGUGUCUGUUAUGUCCGUGACGGGAAACUUGACAAAGGGAUUGCUCAGUUUGAAACUGCAGUGAAGAUUCAACCAGGUUAUGUCACAGCUUGGAAUAACCUCGGUGAUGCAUACGAGAAGAAAAAAGACUUGAAAUCUGCUCUCAGGGCAUUUGAAGAAGUGCUACUUUUUGAUCCUAACAAUAAGGUUGCUCGGCCUAGGCGAGAUUCAUUGAAGGAUCGUGUGCAAAUGUACAAAGGAGUUCCUGUCAAAUCUAAGGAAAGAUGAUUUGGAGCUUCCACUCUCAAAUAAAGUUCCUGUUUCGGUAAUUCAAAAGUAGAAGUUUUUUCACUAAUGAAUCGAUAUAAUUGGUUAUCAUAACAUGAUUGAGCUUUUCUCCUCCAAUUUUCCUGUACUUGACAAAGUAAUUAUUGAGACCUAGGUGUAAAAUAAGUUCCAUGUAUGUUCUCUUCAUAAUGUGAUAAAUCAGACCAAUUGACCAAUGUGUACUAUUACUUAAACUAACUUUAUUAAAAAGGGGGAAAACAAGAAAAUCUUAAUUAUAACCAAUGUGUAAUAUAGAAAAGAUGAUAUUUUUA
Messenger RNA from Jatropha curcas, 1713 nucleotides. RefSeq names its product Tetratricopeptide repeat (TPR)-like superfamily protein. Gene Ontology annotation, molecular function: protein binding. The record is from RefSeq and is a predicted model, not a curated record. Lineage: Eukaryota; Viridiplantae; Streptophyta; Magnoliopsida; Malpighiales; Euphorbiaceae.